Messenger RNA from Magnolia sinica, 3780 nucleotides. RefSeq names its product cryptochrome-1. Lineage: Eukaryota; Viridiplantae; Streptophyta; Magnoliopsida; Magnoliales; Magnoliaceae. Gene Ontology annotation, molecular function: blue light photoreceptor activity; FAD binding; DNA binding. Gene Ontology annotation, cellular component: cytoplasm; nucleus. Bases 1244 to 3265 code for a protein of 673 amino acids. The transcript has 5 exons. The record is from RefSeq and is a predicted model, not a curated record. Gene Ontology annotation, biological process: circadian regulation of gene expression; blue light signaling pathway; entrainment of circadian clock by photoperiod.
CUUCGGUGAGAGAUAUAUAUUGAGAUUUCAGAGAGAGAGAGAGAGAGAGAGAGAGAGGUUGGGGUGUUUGGGGAGAUUAGAUUGGGGUGUCUGUAGAGUUCUUGAAGUUUCAGUAAAGGUUGUGACAGUUUUUAGGGUUUCCAUGGGAAAUUCAGUUUUUGGGGCACCUUAAUGAAUAAUUUCUAGGGUUUUUGUUAGGGGAUCCAGAGAGCUUUUUUUCUUUUUCUUUUUGGAAAUCCAGGGUUCUUGUUGGGGAUAGAAUCAGUCCAGUGAAUCUGCGAUUUUGGGCUACAAAGAAAUUUUCUCAAUUGGGUUUCCAUUUAUUCCAUGUUUUCCCCCAAUUUGGAGAUUUUUAUUAGGCUUUGGAUUUUUUUUUUUUCCCUCAAUUAGGCUUUGAUUGGCAGGGACGAAGUGUGGCAUGCUGAAUUAGAGAAGAGAGAAUAGGGUUUUCUGGUUGCUGUUUAGGUUUCAGCAAAUCCGUCAGUUUGCGAAUUCCAUGGUAACAAACUUCAAUUUUGAAAUUAUAGGACUACUGGCUCUUUUGGGCCUUUAUAUACAUAAUUUUAUCAAGUAUAUAGGAGAAAGAAAAUAGAAUAGAAAAGAAAAGAUUUGGGAAUUUAUCUGAUCGAAACACUGUCGGUGGUUUUUUUCCCUUCUCUUUCUACUGGCAAUUUCGCAGCUGUUGGGUACCACUCUAGGUGCCAUCUAGUGAAAUUUCAGCUUUUUGGUUCCAGUUUUAGAUAUUUCCUAGGGCAACCUAGUGAUCUCAGGCACCAGUUCUAGACAUUUUAUGGGCAAUUCGGUGCUUUCAGGCACCCUUUGUAGUUAUCUUUUCGCCCCCCCUCCCCGUGCUAGUAUUAGGAGAAGUGUAGUAGCAUGAGUGGUGAAACGAAGCGGCAACAGAAUCAGAUGCUGGAGUGGUGUUGCAUCUAUUUCAAAAUGUUAGCAAAUAGGUAGAAAGCUUGAGCAGGAGUGAAAAGUGGGUAGAAUGAUUGUACAACUAAAGUGCUCGUGAAAAUUCUCAUUUUGUCUUGGGGUUGGGGCUACCAAAAGGUCUUAUGGGCAUUAUGGGACUAAAUUGGGUUUCUUGGAUUGGAUGAAACCAUGUUGUAUAUUUGCUUCUUGGAUUCUUUCCAGUGAGAUCUCUGUAGUUUUCUCUGAAUUUUGGUUCUGCUUUUAUUGGGGAAAUCCCGGCGUAGAUUGAUGAAUAUAAGAAUGGGCCUUGCAGUCUGAAUUGUCAAAUAUGGGUAGCUCUUCUAAGACAGUUGUUUGGUUUAGGAGGGACCUUAGGAUCGAGGACAAUCCAGCCUUAGCUGCAGCAGCUAAGGACGGAUGCAUCUUGCCAGUUUACAUAUGGUGCCCUGAAGAAGAACGGCAGUUCUACCCGGGCCGAGUUUCAAGGUGGUGGAUGAAGCAGUCGCUUGUGCACUUGGAUCAGUCAUUGAGAUCUCUCGGGGUUGGCCUUGUCCUGAUCAAAUCUGAGAGCACUCUCACUGCCCUUUUGAGGUGCAUUCGUGCCAUUGGAGCGACCCGAGUAGUCUACAACCAUCUUUAUGAUCCUGUUUCACUUGUCCGUGAUCAUAAUAUCAAAAGGCAGCUAGCGGAGCUUGGAAUUCCUGUCAGCAGUUUUAAUGGAGAUUUAUUAUAUGAACCAUGGCAAGUGUAUGAUGAAAAGGGGCUUGCCUUUACGACGUUUGAUGCAUACUGGAACAAGUGUAUGAGCAUGACCAUUGAGCCAAGGCAUCUUCUUCUACCAUGGCGGUUGGUGCCGCCUGCUGAGACUGUCGAAAGCUGUUCGAUUGAGGAAUUGGGUCUCGAAAAUGAAUCAGAGAAAUCCAGCAAUGCAUUGUUAGGCAGAGGAUGGUCUCCUGGCUGGAGCAAUGCAGAUAAGGUGCUAUCUGACUUCAUUGACCAACAUCUACUUGAUUAUUCAAAGAAUAGGCUAAAGGUGGAGGGUGCCGCUACAUCCCUCUUGUCACCAUACUUGCAUUUUGGAGAAAUAAGUGUAAGAAAAGUCUUCCAAUGUGUUCGAAUGAAGCAAUUAUCAUGGGCAAGAGAAGGAAACAUCGUUGCGGGAGAGAGUGUGCGACUCUUCCUAAGAGCAAUCGGUCUUCGAGAAUAUUCACGUUACGUUUGUUUCAAUUUCCCUUUCACGCAUGAAAGAUCGUUGAUGGGGAGCUUGAGACAUUUUCCGUGGCGGGCCGACCAAGGCCACUUCAAGGCUUGGAGACAAGGUCGGACUGGGUACCCUUUAGUAGACGCGGGUAUGAGGGAACUCUGGGCGACGGGAUGGAUACAUAACAGAAUCAGAGUAAUCGUUUCAAGUUUUUUUGUCAAGUUCUUGCUGCUUCCAUGGACAUGGGGGAUGAAAUAUUUCUGGGACACGUUAUUGGAUGCCGACUUAGAAAGUGACAUCCUUGGUUGGCAGUAUAUCUCGGGUAGCUUACCUGAUGGGCACGAGCUCGACCGUCUUGACAGCCCACAGGUUCAAGGCUGCAAAUUUGAUCCCGAGGGUGAAUAUGUGAGGCAUUGGCUGCCUGAGCUUGCUAGAUUGCCUGCCAAAUGGAUUCAUCAUCCAUGGGAUGCUCCUACAUCCAUACUUCGAGCUGCAGGGGUGGAGUUGGGAUUGAACUAUCCAAAUCCCAUCGUGGAAAUAAAUUUGGCCAAAGAACGAUUAGAUGAUGCUACAUCUGCGAUGUGGGAAUUUGUUGCAGCUGCAAGAGCUGCAAAAUUUAACGGAACAAAUGAGGGUGUUGCUGACAAUUCGAAUGGCAUGUAUAAUCUAGACAUUCCGAGAGUUGUCAUAAAGAAGGAAGUUGCUUGUGCUAGUUCAUCUCAUGAUCAGAGGGUGCCCACUAUUCAAAAUUCCAAGGAUGGUCUCCAUGGGCAGAAGGGACCAGAUGGUUUGGAUGGAAAGAGACAGAAUCAUGAUGAAUUACAUGGCCAUGAAUGCAAAGCUGGGACGUCAAAGGAUGAUGAAGAUUUAUGUUCUACAGCAGAAUCUUCUUCUGCUAGGAAACGGAGCAUCAGUGAAAGUCAAUAUGCUGUUCCACCUUCAUUUUCCUCUUCAUCAAACAGCAAACCCCUCAAUGAGUAUGAAAUUCCCCAUUUUCAUGUUCAGAUCGAAGAGCCAAAGCAGCCAUCAUGGGAAGAAGAAUCCAACAUGGAUGGUAUUCCAAUAAAAGAGCCCUUUGUGCAGGAGGAAGGGGACACUGAUUCCCAUUUCAGUCUUAAAUGCAUGCGGCCAUGCAAGAGACCUGCUUAAUCCUUUUGAAUGGAACUGGUAGGCAAGUUUGUAUGGGCUGCACUAUGUUGGGUGAUUUGAUUUUCUCGUGUGAUUCGUAUGUAUGAGAUCUGAAUGCAUCAUCAAGUAAGCUGUACGUAAAUGGGCUGUAUCGCAAAUGUCGCGCAGAUCUCUAUAGAGAAGUACUUCUGGGAAAUAAUUGAAUUCGCUUUGAUACCUUCCUAUUCAAGGGUUAUGAGGUCCAUUUUGUAUGAAUUUUGGGAUAUGAACCAUCCAAAGUAGGGCUUUCCUGAUGAUCAGUUAGGAUCUUGUGUACGCUUGCCAUGCGUAUGAAAAGUGGGUCAUUGACAAGUUAAGUGAAAGGCAGUGAAAAAAAAAUCAAGGUUUUCUUUGUUUGUAUAAAUCGCACGUGUUACUCUAAUUUUAAGCUUCUCCUGUUUCCUAUUUGUAGGCAAUUUCAUGUUGGAUUUACUUAUGGGUGGUUAAUACGAUGUAAACCUUUUUUUUUUAAUGUAUAAAAAUCUUCUUUGUUGUCA